This is a messenger RNA of Capsicum annuum, 1069 nucleotides long. RefSeq lists its product as uncharacterized. NCBI's taxonomy places the organism in Eukaryota, Viridiplantae, Streptophyta, Magnoliopsida, Solanales, Solanaceae. The record is from RefSeq and is a predicted model, not a curated record. Bases 32 to 1042 code for a protein of 336 amino acids. The transcript has 7 exons.
UUUUUAUUUUUAUUUUUGAUGAAUUCAGAGAAUGUUGAUUCACCAAAGAAAAGUUCUACCUAUUUUGUUGGUAUUAUAUUUGCUUCUGAGUUACGACGGAGUUCAAGGAGAAAUGAGGUUGUCCAAAUUAGAGGAAUUAUCAUUGGAAAAGCAACUUAAACUAUUGAACAAACCAACAGUAAAAACAAUUAAGAUGAAAUCCACUUUAUCGACGAUGAAGCAAAUUUCAAGUAACUCAACCAUUGAUAUUUCAUGGACUUGGCUCAAGACCGAUAGUUGUCCUUCUGGAACUGUUCCCAUCAAAAAAAUUACCAAAGAUAAUCUUAUUAGACAAAGACGUAUGCCACCACCAGAGGAUACGAACAUCAUUCAUGCUAAACAAGAGGAUUCAGGUGUCGAAGGUACACAAACUAGUGCGUGUCGAUUGAAGAUUCAAAAAGGACAAGAUAGUGUGCAAGUUGGUCGGAGAGUAGAUCGAACAUUAUACGGGGAUAUUAAAACUAGAUUUUUUAUACACUUCCAAGUUGGAAAUAAACUUUGUUACAAUACACUAUGUCCCGGCUUUGUAGUAACAAACAGAUGGUUAAUUCUUGGUAGAGUAUUCCGAGAUGUUGCACAUCGAGGGGGUAAUACUAAUUGGGAACUUAUUAUGUCCAUCGAUCGGGAUGCAAAAGGAAAUUGGUGGCUUUUAGUUGGUGAAAGGAUGGAAGUUGGUUUUUGGCCUCGAAAGAUUUUCACUGCAUUAGCAAAGGACUUUUCUGAGAAUAUUGAAUGGGGAGGAUCGGUAUAUAGUCCAUCAAAUAUACUUUUUCCUCAAAUGGGCUCUGGCUUUUUACCUAAAAUUCCAGAUCAUAAGUUUGAUGCUUAUUGGCGAGCACUUACAUUUUCAAAUGAUAAAGGUAAAAAAAUAAAUGCAGAAAAUACACCUAUACUUCUUGAUAGUCCAUCAUUGUUCUAUGUCAUUGAUAAACCAGAUUGGGGACAUCAACAAUAUCCACUUUACAUGUUUUAUGGGGGACCUAAUCAAGAUAAACUUAUGUAGAAUUGUUGUAAUUAUGAUAUAUCUUUG